AUGUCAUCUGCACCAACAACCACACCUACACAUGAAAUCUUGUGUCGAUAUUUCGCAAACAAUGUUUGUCAGAAAGGUACUUCAUGUCCCUUCUCUCAUGAUCGCACUUCAAAAGCUGACCGAACGUGUCGUUAUUAUCUAGUCGGCCAAUGUGCGUAUGGUACUGGCUGCAGAUAUGAACAUAAACGGCCGCCGUCAGCUGAUAUCAGAACAGUAAAAAAUGUUUCUUCUACAUUCGAGGACUCCAAUGCAAGUAAUAAUGUUAUCAAAGCAAUAAGCAGCAUCAACAGUAAUGGUUUUGCACCAAUGAAAGCAGAACUUCGAGUGGAGCAUGUGUUUUCUGCGAAUGCAGCAGAAUUUGUUCCGUCUUGGAAAACAGCAGCACCUAAUGAAUCGAGUAUUGCGCCAUCUAGUUCGCAGAAAUUGCCUUUAUGUCCAUACUUUGAAACGGGAUAUUGUGUCAAGGGUGAUCAGUGUCAGUUUGUUCACGGUGAUAUUUGUGAUCUUUGUAAUAUACCUUGUCUACAUCCAAACGAUCGAGAACAACGUGCACAACAUCGACAAGAAUGUAUGGACAUUCAUGAAGCUGCCAUGGAGGAGGCGUUUGCUCAAGCGCGCUCGGUUGGUAAAGUGUGUGGCAUCUGCAUGGAAAACAUUAGGGAAAGAAACGGUCGUUUUGGAAUCUUAGAAGGAUGCAAACAUUGUUUUUGCUUAGAAUGCAUUCGACAGUGGCGUCGGAACCAGAACUCUCAAUUUGAAUCGAAGAUAGUUCGCAGUUGUCCAGAAUGUCGUACUCAUUCAGAUUUUGUCAUUCCAGCUAUUUAUUGGGUAGAAGAUCAAGCAGAUAAAAAUAAAUUGAUUGCAAGUUUUCGUGAAAAUACGAAGCAGAAGUUAUGCAAGUAUAUUAGAGGAGGUUAUAUCGAUGAUUGUCCAUUUGGUAAUAAAUGUUUUUACAAACAUCAACUACCAGAUGGUACUGUCGUGGAAGGAAAUAGUCCACAAAGUCGUCGGAGACAAAGACGUCCGCUGGAUUCUGAUUUUUAA
Thelazia callipaeda (thelaziosis nematode) is the source of this 1044-nucleotide messenger RNA. The record is from the annotation of a GenBank genome assembly. Lineage: Eukaryota; Metazoa; Nematoda; Chromadorea; Rhabditida; Thelaziidae.